Messenger RNA from Opisthorchis viverrini, 324 nucleotides. RefSeq lists its product as hypothetical. The record is from RefSeq and is a predicted model, not a curated record. The annotation marks the transcript as partial. The transcript is spliced from 2 exons. NCBI's taxonomy places the organism in Eukaryota, Metazoa, Platyhelminthes, Trematoda, Opisthorchiida, Opisthorchiidae.
CUCCGCUGGAUGUUGACCAGACAGACAACGCCCCCUCAACAUGCAGCGCCUCACAGCCUUGUAUCAGACCCAGACAGCGUGAGUCAGCGUUGAUCAAGGUCAGACAACGCCCCCGCAAUAUGCAGCACGUCACAGCCUCGUACCAAAGCCAGGCCGUGUGCGUUAGCAUUGGACUCAGUUCAGGCAGUGAUCCUCCAAUAAGUAGCUUGGGACCGUUGUACAUUCCCACUCGCACUCACUUGUUCGGAAUAUGGCUGUUGCGUUCCCUUCUGCAACUGGAUGUGCUGCACCAGGCCGCCUCAUGUUUCGGUCGCUACGAUAUUU